Messenger RNA from Thermothielavioides terrestris NRRL 8126, 387 nucleotides. RefSeq lists its product as uncharacterized. The transcript is spliced from 4 exons. Gene Ontology annotation, molecular function: enzyme regulator activity. Gene Ontology annotation, biological process: mitochondrial electron transport, cytochrome c to oxygen. Gene Ontology annotation, cellular component: mitochondrial inner membrane. NCBI's taxonomy places the organism in Eukaryota, Fungi, Ascomycota, Sordariomycetes, Sordariales, Chaetomiaceae. The coding region runs from base 1 to 387 and encodes 128 amino acids. The record is from RefSeq and is a predicted model, not a curated record.
AUGCUUGCCCAGCGCCUGACUUCCCGCGCUGCGCAGCGUUUCGCAACGCAGCUGCGCGCCCAGGCUCCGCGCCGCUUCGCCAGCACCGAGACCGAGAGCCAGUUCGUGCGCGAGCGCCGCGCCGUCAAGGAGCACGCUGUUGCCACAACUGGUGAGCAUCGCCGUGCGUUCCGUGCCGUCCCGCCCGCUCUCCUGCUUUCCGGCCUGAACGCCUACAACCUCUGGAACGAGCACUGGGAGCACUGGGAGCACCUGCCGCCUCUCGAGGAGCGCACCGAGUACCCCUACCAGAACAUCCGCACUCGGAACUUCCCCUGGGGCGAUGGUGACAAGACCCUUUUCUGGAACGACAAGGUCAACUACCACAACAAGGACAAGACCACCUAA